This is a messenger RNA of Echinococcus granulosus, 2337 nucleotides long. RefSeq names its product Serine/threonine-protein phosphatase 2A regulatory subunit A beta isoform. The record is from RefSeq and is a predicted model, not a curated record. Gene Ontology annotation, cellular component: protein phosphatase type 2A complex; cytoplasm. The transcript has 6 exons. Gene Ontology annotation, biological process: protein dephosphorylation. Bases 1 to 2337 code for a protein of 778 amino acids. Gene Ontology annotation, molecular function: protein phosphatase regulator activity. Lineage: Eukaryota; Metazoa; Platyhelminthes; Cestoda; Cyclophyllidea; Taeniidae.
AUGAAUACAUCACCUGCGGCAGGAGCGCUCAGUAAUGGAUCAGACAACCAACUUCAAUCCCAACAACAGUCUAACACAUCAGGCGGUGGGAGCGGAGGUGGUGGCCAAGAAGAGGACGAAUUCUACCCCCUCGCGGUUCUCAUCGAAGAAUUACGUAACGAGGACGUGCGUUUUCGCUUGAACAGCAUCCAAAGGCUCUCCACGAUUGCGCUGGCGCUUGGACCAGAGAAGACACGCGUUCAGCUCAUCCCAUUCCUCAUUGACUCAAUUUAUGAUGUGGAGGAUGUAAUGGUCGCCAUUGCUGAGGAGUUGGGGCGAUUCGUUCCUUACGUCGGUGGCGUCUCCUAUGCACCCUGUAUCAUCAACCCACUGGAGAGUCUUGCCCUUGUGGAGGACGCUAAUGUGCGAGAGAAGGCGGUGCAGUCGUUGCGCCUGCUGGCACGAGAACACACGGACAGGGACUUGCAGGAACAGAUGUUUCCUUUGGUGCGUCGUCUGGCCGCGGGCGACUGGUUCAGUAGCCGCGCCUCCGCCUGCGGCCUAUUUGCUGUCGUCUAUGGACGUUUGGAUGCCACGUCUCGACAGGAAAUUCUCUCUCUUGCUCAGUCCCUUACCAACGACGACACACCUAUGGUUCGACGCGCUCUGGCUGCAGUGUUGGGUGAGUUGGCCCUGGCCAUGGUUGGCUUACCACCGGUUUCGGACGCCGCAGCCGCCCCCUCGCUUGUCGGAAGCGCUGUCGGUGGCCCUGCCGGCGGAGGCGGCAUCAGUGCUGACCAGGAGAAUGCCGAGGACUGUCCACUCGACCGUUUGUCUGCUGGACAGCAGGAGACAGACGCCACACCCACCGCUACCUCCGCCUCUACCACCGAGGCUGAUUCUCUUUUCUUCGUGCCAAUUGAAGAGACACCGGAGGUGGCAGAGGCUCGCACUCAGAUUGUGACCUCCCUCGUCCCCCUCUUCAACAGCCUAGCUUUCAAGGACGACCAGGAGUCGGUGCGCCUUAUCGCUCUCGAGGCCGCCGUCCCACUGGCCCGGGCUCUAGGUUCUAACCUCGCGGAGCAGCACAUCGUCCAGAGCCUGCAGAAGAUCCUCGACUUCAAGUCCUGGCGCUCUCGAUGUCUUCUCGCGAAGAAACUCACCCUCUUGCAGAGUUGCCUCGGUUCUCGCGUCACCAAAAACUGUCUCAUUGACCUCUUUCUCGCACUUCUCGCGGACGACAUAGCGGAGGUACGAUGUGCUGCAGCCUCUCAGAUCACCAGCUUCACCAACGGCCUAUUGAACGGUCAACCGGUUUCCUCGGCUGUUGUUGCUUUUGCUGCUGACAAAAUCAACAGCGUGGCAGCAUCAGCCUCGAUGGCGAUGGAUGGAAUUAUAGAGGGUGGAUCAGGAGAAGUUGGGGAAGGCGAAACGGAAGAUCCCUCAACACCAAAAGCUCUGGGAGACGCCGAGGCGUUUAUUAUACAGCGCCUUCUGCCCGCCAUGGCAGAUCUCAACGCAGAUUCCAACGUGCAUGUGAAGGUGAAGCUAGGUCAGGCGGUGCUUGGACUGGCCCCGUUGUUGGGCCGCGAGCUCACCGUGGCGCACCUCCUGCCGAUCAUCCUGGCCCAACUGAAGGAUGAGUCGCCGGACGUGCGGCUGGGUGUGAUCACGAGCCUCGAAUUGGUGAACAGCGUGGUGGGUGUGGAGGAGGUUUCAGCAAGCCUCCUUCCGGCCAUCGUGGAGUUGGCCAAAGUGCCAGUGUGGCGGGUGCGUCUGGCUGUGAUUAAUCAGAUGCCUCUGCUGGCCGAUCAGCUGGGCGAAGCCUUCUUUGAGACGCGUCUGAUGCAGCACUUUCUUUCCUGGCUCGCAGAUGCUGCCUAUGCGGUGCGAGAGGCCGCUGUGAUAAAUCUUACCCGUCUAACGCAGAAAUUCGGCUCCCUGUGGGCUCGCACCUUCUUCCUCUCCCAGAUAGCAGAGCUGUCGCAGAACGAGAACUACCUUCAGCGGAUGAUCAGCCUGCAGUGUAUCAUUAACCUCAGUCCAGUGAUAGACGCGGAGACGUGCUCGCAACUCCUUCUCCCCACCGCUCUUGGGAUGGACCACGACCGUGUGCCCAAUGUCCGUUUCAAGGUAGCGCAGGCCCUGGCAAAGGUGGGAGAGGUGGUGGGUGCGGAAGUGGUGAUGCCGUGUCUCCAGCGCCUCCUUAAGGACGUUGAUAUAGAUGUGCGCUUCUAUGCGGCUGAGGCGAUCGAGUUCCUCAAAAAGGGUCCUGGUGAAAGCGGUGACAAGCGGGAGGCGCCCGCGCCCGUGAUGAUGGACACGGAUACAGAAGCUAUGUUGGUGACCUCCGCAUAG